AUGCUCCAGCGGCUGUGUACGCUACGAUGCUGCGCUGCUCGGCGGUUUAUCAAUGCUCGCUGGUACACAAGAGCAAGCGGGAGUGAAGUCGGUGUUUAUGAGCUUGAAACCAUCUAUGCACUGUCCUCUGCAGCAGGAAAGGCUGGGGUAGCAGUCAUUCGCAUUUCCGGCGAUCAGGCGAAUUCGUGUCUGCUGCAGCUGAGCCGGACUUCAGUGCUACCAAGACCUCGACUUGCCGCAUUAAGGAAACUUUAUCACCCAAAAACGAAGGAGCGCUUGGAUGACGCGUUAGUCCUUCGUUUUCCACACCCGCAUAGUUUUACGGGUGAAGACAUUGUGGAGCUGCAUACCCAUGGAAGUGUUGCAGUGAUUUCUGGUGUCCUGGAAGCACUUAGCCAUGUGCCACAUUGCCGUGCUGCCGAAGCUGGAGAAUUUACUGAGCGAGCGUUUAACAACAACAAGCUCGAUUUAGUGCAAGUGGAGGGUCUGGCCGAUCUGCUAAAUGCUGAGACAGAAGCUCAGCGCGGUCAGGCACUCCAACAACUUUCGGGAGAAAUUGGAGAAAUAUAUGAAGGAUGGCGUGAAAGUCUCGUGAAAUCUCUCGCCUACACGGAAGCCUUAAUUGAUUUUGGAGAUGACGAAGACGAUGUCACAGAUGCUGCUUACGAAGCCGCGGUGGAUCGAGUUCGUAUGCUAGCUGAUUCCAUCCGCAAGCACUUGGCAGACAACAGACGUGGAGAAAUUCUGCGAAGUGGUGUCCAAGUGGCUAUCGUUGGACCACCUAAUUCAGGAAAGAGCAGUCUACUGAAUAUUCUUGCACGACGGCCUGCCGCAAUUGUAUCAUCGAUUGCCGGAACAACACGAGAUGUUGUGCAGGUGCCACUCAACAUUGCUGGAUUCCCCGUCAUUGUUAGCGAUACAGCUGGAAUUCGUGAAACUGAAGAUAUCAUCGAAAAGGAGGGUGUUUCACGAGCCCAGGAAUGUGCCAGUGACGCAGACAUCUGCGUGGUCAUGAUUGAUAUACAGAAUGCCGGACAACUUUUUAAUGAUAAAUACAAGACUUAUCUGCAAGACGGUGCAAUUGUUGUGCUUAACAAAAGCGAUCAGGUGGAUGAGAAUCAGAUUGCAAGCGUGCUUGAAAGUUUUGACUCAGGGCAACGCGACCAAUUGCUCGUAAUUUCCUGUACAGAGGGGAACAAUAUUGGGACUUUCGUUGAUAGACUUGCAUCGACAGUUCAAGAUAAAUUAAAGGUAUCUGCAGGAGGUCGGACAAAUAGCGCGUUAAUCACACGAGAGCGCCACCGACAAAAUCUCACGGAGUGUCUCUCAUCUUUGGAUCAAUUUUUGAGUAACUUUCAUCACAGUGAAAUUGCAGCAGAAAAUUUACGUCAAGCUGUCAUAGCGAUUGGCCGUAUCCUCGGGCGGAUCGACGUUGAAGAAGUUUUGGAUGCUCUUUUUGCCGACUUUUGCAUUGGCAAAUAG
Molecule: messenger RNA, 1482 nt
Organism: Plasmopara halstedii
Lineage: Eukaryota; Oomycota; Peronosporomycetes; Peronosporales; Peronosporaceae
Product: trna modification gtpase
Exons: 7
Coding region: 1-1482 (493 amino acids)
Biological process (GO): tRNA wobble uridine modification; tRNA methylation
Cellular component (GO): cytoplasm
Molecular function (GO): GTP binding; GTPase activity; protein binding
Source: RefSeq, a predicted model, not a curated record